Messenger RNA from Peromyscus eremicus (cactus mouse), 4188 nucleotides. RefSeq names its product roundabout guidance receptor 3 (gene Robo3). NCBI's taxonomy places the organism in Eukaryota, Metazoa, Chordata, Mammalia, Rodentia, Cricetidae. Gene Ontology annotation, molecular function: protein binding. The transcript has 28 exons. Bases 1 to 4188 code for a protein of 1395 amino acids. Gene Ontology annotation, cellular component: neuron projection. The record is from RefSeq and is a predicted model, not a curated record.
AUGCUGCGCUACCUGCUUAAAACACUCCUGCAGAUGAACUUGUUCGCCGACUCCCUGGCGGGGGACAUCUCCAACUCGAGCGAGCUGCUCUUCGGCUUCAACUCCUCGCUGGCAGCGCUCAGCCCUAGCCUGCUGCCUCCUGGAGACCCCUCUCUCAACGGGUCAAGAGUUGGGCCGGAAGAUGCCAUGCCGCGCAUCGUGGAGCAGCCGCCAGAUCUGCUGGUUUCCAGGGGCGAGCCGGCCACGCUGCCCUGUCGCGCUGAAGGCCGGCCUCGACCCAACAUCGAGUGGUACAAGAACGGGGCGCGCGUGGCCACUGCCCGGGAGGAUCCGCGCGCUCACCGCCUGCUGCUGCCCAGCGGCGCCCUCUUCUUUCCCCGCAUCGUGCACGGGCGCCGCUCCCGGCCGGACGAGGGUGUCUACACCUGUGUGGCUCGCAACUACCUGGGAGCAGCCGCUAGCAGAAAUGCCUCUCUGGAAGUAGCUGUCCUCCGUGAUGAUUUCCGGCAAUCGCCUGGGAACGUGGUGGUGGCAGUGGGGGAGCCCGCAGUAAUGGAAUGUGUGCCCCCUAAGGGCCACCCAGAGCCUUUGGUGACCUGGAAGAAGGGUAAUGCAAAGCUUAAAGAAGAGGAGGGCAGGAUCACGAUACGUGGAGGAAAGCUGAUGAUGUCACACACAUUCAAGAGUGAUGCUGGGAUGUAUAUGUGUGUGGCCUCCAACAUGGCUGGAGAGCGAGAAAGUGGGGCAGCUGAACUCGUGGUACUGGAGCGUCCCUCAUUUCUGCGUAGACCAAUAAACCAGGUCGUCCUGGCUGACGCCCCUGUGAAUUUCCUGUGUGAGGUGCGGGGAGAUCCCCAGCCCAGUUUACGCUGGCGCAAGGAUGACAGUGAACUGCCCACUGGCAGGUAUGAGAUUCGGAGUGACCACAGCCUUUGGAUCGGCCGAGUGAGUCCUGAAGACGAGGGGACUUACACCUGUGUGGCAGAGAACAGUGUGGGCCGUGUGGAGGCAUCUGGCUCCCUCAGUGUUCACGUCCCACCCCAGUUUGUGACUCAGCCCCAGGACCAGAUAGCAGCUCCUGGACAAAAUGUGUCUUUCCAGUGUGAGACCAAAGGAAACCCCCCACCUGCCAUCUUCUGGCAGAAGGAAGGCAGCCAAGUCCUGCUUUUCCCUAGUCAGUCACUCCAGCCGCUGGGACGCCUCUCAGUCUCUCCAAGAGGCCAGCUCAACAUCUCUGAAGUACAGAUCGGGGAUGCUGGCUACUACGUGUGCCAGGCUGUCAGUGUGGCUGGUAGCAUCCUGACCAAGGCCCUGUUAGAGAUAAAAGGAGCUUCUGUGGACGGGCUGCCUCCCAUAAUCCUCCAGGGACCCGCCAACCAGACGCUGGUACUUGGCUCUUCUGUGUGGCUGCCGUGCAGAGUGACUGGAGACCCUCAGCCCAGUGUCCAGUGGAAGAAGGACGAGAGGUGGCUGCAGGAGGAUGACUCCCAGUUCAACUUAAUGGACAAUGGCACUCUAUACAUCGCCAGGGUACAGGAGAUGGACAUGGGUUUCUACAGCUGUGUGGCCAAGAAUUCCAUCGGGGAGGCCGCAUGGAAUAGCUGGCUUAGGAAGCGAGAAGAUUGGGGAACAUCACCAGGUCCUGCAACUGAACCCAGCAACCCUCCAGGGCCUCCCUUGCAGCCAGUAGUCACAGAGGUAACCAAGAACAGCGUCACCUUGACCUGGAAGCCCAAUCCACAGUCUGGGGCCACAACUACCUCUUAUGUGAUAGAGGCCUUCAGCCAAGCAGCUGGCAACACAUGGCGGACCGUGGCAGAUGGGGUGCAGCUGGAAACACACACCGUCAGUGGCCUGCAGCCCAACACCAUCUACCUGUUUCUAGUGCGAGCUGUCGGAGCCUGGGGCCUCAGUGAACCCAGCCCUGUCUCUGAGCCUGUUCAAACCCAGGACAGCAGCCUAUCCAGGCCGGUGGAGGACCCAUGGAGAGGCCAGCGAGGGCUAGCUGAAGUGGCUGUGCGCAUGCAGGAGCCCAUAGUCCUUGGGUCCGGAACUCUGCAGGUGUCCUGGACUGUGGAUGGCCCAGUGGAGCUGGUGCAAGGUUUCCGUGUGUCUUGGAGAGUUGCAGGCCUUGACCAGGGAAGCUGGACAGUGCUGGACCUACAGACUCCACAAAAGCAAAGUACUGUGCUAAGAGGACUCCCCCCAGGGACCCAAAUCCAGAUUAAGGUGCAAGUCCAAGGCCAGGAGGGGCUGGGGGCUGAAAGCCCUAUUGUGACCAGGAGCAUUCCUGAGGAGGCCCCCAGUGGCCCCCCUCAGGGAGUGGCUGUGGCCUUGGGGGGUAAUGGCAACAGCAGUAUCACUGUGUCCUGGGAGCCUCCACUUCCCUCCCAGCAAAAUGGGGUCAUCAUUGAAUACCAGAUCUGGUGCCUGGGUAACGAAAGUCGCUUCCACCUCAAUCGAUCUGCAGCAGGCUGGGCACGCUCCGUGAUGUUCCAGGGACUGCUACCGGGCCUGCUCUAUCGAACCCUGGUAGCAGCAGCUACCAGCGCUGGCGUGGGCGUGGCCAGUGCCCCAGUGCUGGUGCAGCUGCCGUCCCCUCCGGCAGCGGAGCCCGGGCCCGAGGUCAGCGAGGGGCUGGCAGAACGGCUGGCUAGGGUGCUGCGGGAGCCCGCCUUCCUGGCUGGCAGCAGCGCGGCCUGCGGGGCGCUGCUGCUCGGGUUCUGCACUGCCAUCUACCGGCGCCAGAAGCAACGCAAAGAGCUCAGUCACUACACCGCCUCCUUUGCCUACACGCCUGCAGUGUCCUUUCCACACUCAGAGGGCCUUUCUGGAGCCAGUUCCAGGCCACCCAUGGGCCUCGGCCCUGCUGCCUACCCAUGGCUGGCAGACUCCUGGCCCCAUCCAUCUCGAAGUCCCUCAGCUCAGGAACCCCGGGGAAGCUGCUGCCCCAGCAAUCCUGACCCGGAUGAUAGAUACUACAACGAAGCAGGAAUCUCACUGUACUUGGCUCAGACUGCCCGGGGUGCCAAUGCCCCUGGUGAGGGUCCUGUCUACAGCACCAUUGACCCAGUAGGGGAAGAGCUGCAGACCUUCCAUGGAGGGUUCCCUCAACAUUCUUCUGGGGACCCAAGCACCUGGAGCCAGUAUGCUCCUCCUGAGUGGAGUGAGGGGGACAGUGGAGCCAGGGGGGGCAAGGUGAAGAUUCUGGGCAAACCUGUGCAGAUGCCCUCUUUGAGCUGGCCAGAAGCCCUGCCACCACCUCCCCCUUCCUGCGAACUAAGCUGUCCAGAGGGGCCCGAGACAGAGCUAAAGGGCAGUUCAGACCCGGAAGAGUGGUGCCCACCAGUGCCUGAGAAAACCCACUUGACUGAGUCGAACUCCAGUGGAGCAUGCCUGGUGGCUCCACCCCCAGGGGAAACUCCUUCCCCUUCCUCUUCUUAUGGACAGCAGUCCACGGCCACUCUUACCCCUUCACCUCCUGAUCCUCCCCAGCCCCCUACUGAUAUCCCCCAUCUCCAUCAGAUGCCCAGGAGGGCGCCCCUUGGGCCAAGUUCUCCUCUCAGUGUAUCCCAGCCCGCUCUGAGUAGCCACGAGGGGAGGCCUGCUGGCCUGGGUGCUGGCCCCACAGUCUCCUAUCACCUCAGCGGCAGCCCUGUCCCUAGCACGCCCAGCAGUGGCCCAGGGAGAACCCGCCAGGUGACUGGAGAGAUGACACCCCCCCUCCAUGGACACCGUGCCCGAAUCCGGAAGAAACCCAAGGCUCUUCCUUACAGAAGGGAGCACAGUCCUGGGGACUUGCCCCCACCACCCUUGCCCCCACCAGAGGAGGAAACAAGCUGGCCCUUGGGGCUGAGAGCGGCGGGCAGCACGUCUUCCCUAGAGCGAGAGCGCAGCAGCGGGGAGAGGAGAGUGGUACAGGCCGUGCCCUACCACGCUGGACCCCACCCAGACGCUGCCCGUCUGGGGUGUGCUGUAGAAGAGGCCUGGCUCCCAUACGGCAGACCGAGCUUCCUGAGCCACGGCCAGGGCACCAGUACCUGCUCCACCGCUGGCAGCAAUUCUUCCCGGGGUUCCAGCAGCUCUCGAGGUUCUCGGGGCUCUCGGGGCCCUGGACGCAGCCGAAGCCGGAGCCGGAGCCAGAGCCAGAGGCCAGGACAGAAACGGCGAGAGGGAAAGGGGCAAUAG